AGCGACAGAGAGAUUGUUCAGUGGCAAUAUUCACUAUCAAUCAUGUCAGGAGUUGCCGGACCCAAGGUCCUACACGUUGCGGGCUACUCGUCAUGUACGUUUCUCCCAUCUUUGUAUUACGAUAGUGAUUAAUCUUUGUCUUCGUAUUUUGUUGAUUCGAUUUAACUGAGUCUAACAUUUAGAUGCAUUUUGUUUGAUUGACUGUUCUCGAUCCUCGGCAAACGACUCCCUCGAAGGCGGCUUUUACACCCGCAUAACGAAAUGUUUAUCUAGUAUGUCCAUUCUCUUUCCCAAUCGACUGAGAGUCGUCGAACACGAAUUUGAGGACCGUUCCAAGUUUCGUGAGUGGCUUGUCGAUGAUGGUUUUCGAAGCAACUUCAUGGAAACUGACGGGAAGGGGCAUGCGACGAGCCCUCUUGUCUGGAUCUCGAAAACUCAAUCCGAAGGCGGCCCGGAUCCUGCCGACAUUGAGAAGUAUUUAGGCGGACACGAUGCAACCCUUGAUUGGUGUCGAGAAUUCAUGCAACCAGCGGAGAUGAGAAAUGUGAAAGCCGAACCAGUAAUGGUAGAUGAUGGCCACAGUGCCGAUCAUGGUUACGACUACGACCUCAUUGUAAUUGGUGGUGGCUCGGGUGGAAUGGCAGCCGCUAAGGAAGCUGCACUUCACGGAGCCAAGGUCGCGCUGUGCGAUUUUGUGAAACCUUCGCCGCAGGGAACUACAUGGGGACUAGGAGGAACCUGUGUCAAUGUGGGUUGCAUUCCGAAAAAACUAUUUCAUAUUGGAGCUACUUUGAGAGAAUCUGUCCAUGCUGACGCCAACUUUUUUGGGAUUUCAUCGGUUGGGGCAAAGCCAGAUGAUAUGAUGGGCCAGUUACCUGCUAUUGAAACUGAGACUCACUGGGAUGUUGCCAAAAGCAAUAUUCAAAAUUACAUUCGUGGUUUGAAUUUCAAGUACAGAGUACGUCUUCGAGAAAAAAGUGUGAACUAUCUGAACAAGCUGGCUACGUUCAAAGAUGCUCAUACUGUCGAGGUGAAGGACAAAAAGGGGGUAGUCAGUGAGAUCACCGCUUCGCGUUUCUUGGUGGCAGUUGGUGGACGACCCACGCCGUUGGAUUGCGAAGGCGGCGACUUGGCAAUUUCCAGCGAUGAUGUUUUCUUCUUGAAUAAAGAUCCAGGUAAAACCUUGUGUGUUGGUGCUUCCUACAUUAGUUUGGAGUGUGCCGGAUUCCUAGCCGGACUCGGAAAGGACGUAACGUGCGCUGUUCGUAGCAUCCUUCUUCGGGGAUUUGAUCGUGAGUGCUCGGAGCGCAUCGGGAACUACAUGAAAGCCCACGGAGUCAAUUUCAAAAUGCAAGUAACUCCAAAGAAGCUCGAGAAGGUCGACGGUGAUCGCAUCAAGGUGACCUUUUCCGAUGGAACAGAUGAUGUUUACGACACGGUGUUGGCAGCAGUUGGUAGAACUGCCGAUACGGCAAAACUCGGUCUCGAAGCCGUUAAUGUCGAAACUAAUCCAAAGAAUCGCAAAAUUGUGACCAAGCUAGAACAAUCUUCAUGUCCCAACAUUUAUGCUGUCGGGGAUGUGAUGGACGGUUGCCCCGAGCUUACACCCGUCGCUAUUCAGGCAGGUGUUAUCCUAGCUCGACGACUCUUUGCUGGUUCAAAAGAAGCGAUGGACUAUAUUAAUGUCUGUACCACAGUUUUUACACCGAUUGAAUAUUCGUGCGUCGGUCUAUCCGAAGAAGACGCAAUUGAAAAGUUCGGAGAGGAUAGGAUCGAAGUCUUCCAUAGGGAAUUUGUACCACUUGAAUGGUCUCUUUCGCAAGCGCGACACGACUCCAAUUCCUUUACAAAGAUUGUAGUCGACAAACAAGACGAAGAAAGAGUAGUUGGAAUCCAUUAUGUUGGUCCUAAUGCCGGUGAAGUUAUGCAGGUGAGUCAGAGGAAAUGAUCUUGGAAAGUGUACCGUGCAAACUUUUUUGUUUUCUCGUCUUAGUCUUACAUUCGCAACACACUCAUCUUUUCUGCAUUUUGAAUUUUCCAAUAUCUUUUCCAUCAUUUUCAAGGGUUUUGGUGUCUCGAUGAAGAAUCGGUUGACGUACAGUCAACUCGUUGAAACUGUUGGAAUUCAUCCAACGUCAGCGGAAGAAAUUGUAACGCUAUCCAUCACCAAGAGCAGCGGCGAAGAUGCCGCUGCUGGUGGGUGCUGAGGUUAAGCCCUUCGAGGAAAACUUCCUUGAAGGGCUUCAUUGGAGCAAUCCAAUGAUACUUUCUCUCAUGUCCACUUGAAUUGAGAAAUAUCCAUGCACGGUAGAACCAAUGUAACUUCGACUUGAAGUCCGAACAUGAAUGACAGCUUGAGCAACUUAAAGGUUCGCUUUUCGUGCUUCACAGCUUGAAAAUUGUUCGGAUUCGACUUACACAGUUUCUAAUCUAUGUAUCAGUGACAAAAUUACAACAUAACUCUUCUAAUAGAGAAGAGAACAUAAAUAUAAUUAUAUUAU
This is a messenger RNA of Pseudo-nitzschia multistriata, 2501 nucleotides long. NCBI's taxonomy places the organism in Eukaryota, Bacillariophyta, Bacillariophyceae, Bacillariales, Bacillariaceae. The record is from the annotation of a GenBank genome assembly.